Molecule: messenger RNA, 2057 nt
Organism: Ectocarpus sp. CCAP 1310/34
Lineage: Eukaryota; Phaeophyceae; Ectocarpales; Ectocarpaceae
Source: the annotation of a GenBank genome assembly
GGCGGGGUAUCCUCACGGAGGUGCUGGCUUCCACGCUGGCACGGCUCGAACGGGAAACAUGCGCUCCCAACGGAUCAUGCGCAUGGCAGCAGGCAAGUGGGAGCCGAGCGGAGCCAAGUGGGCGCCGCCGCGUGCGGACCCGCAACCCCAAGUGUCGCACCCGGGUGCGCCCGCCCGAGUAUCGCAUCCGGGCGCGCCGCCCCACGUCUCGAACCCCGCGCAAGUGUCGAAUCCCGCGCACGUGUCCAGUGUCGAAUCCUGCCCAAGUGUCGUCGCCGGCCCAAGUGUCGUCUCCGACCCAAGUAUCACCUCCCGCGCAAGUGUCGUAUCCUGGCCAAGUGUCGUCUCCCGGUCAAGUUUCUCAGCCGGCGUCGCCGGCCGCGCCGACACCGCCGCCGCCGAUGGCUGGUGGGGGUGGGGGUGGGGGCGCGGGAGCCGGCGCCGGGUUCGCUGCGGCGUUUUCGAUGGUGGAGCAAGCGCUAGAGCUCUCCCCGCUCGACCACGCCGAGGCGAUGGGGUUGGAAACUUGGGAGGCCGCGGGAAGCAGCGGCACGAUCGCGGGGUUCAAGGGCAAGAAGGUCGACUGGGUGUCCCGCUGCACCAUCAACGAGGCUGACGGCAGCACUCGCGAGUGCCUGCGGGCGUGGGUCAUGCCGAUGUUUGACGUGCCUCACCUCUCCAUCACUCUCGGGAGCGGCCCUAACGGUCUCACGGCGGAGAUGGACCUGGUCGCCAAAGAUGACGUCAUGUACGCCAAGGCUUACCGCGAGCAGUACUACGGCGGGCCGACGACGGCAUGGUGGGAGGCGAUCAUGCAGAACCCGAACGUGGUCCCGGCUAAGGUGUCGAUGGACUUGAAGGAACGCUCCCUGGCCUCGCCGGUGCACUUUAGCGUUACCAUGCCGGACACUGCGGAGAACGCCGCCGUGCUUGGGAACGCCGCGCAGGAGAUCGCCGCUAUCUGGCUGGGCUUCCUCGACGACGCCACGGAGAUCGCCCGCGUCCGAAGGGGCACCAUGCUUAGCCGGGACAGCGAAGUGCGCCGCACCUGGUGGGCGGUGACGGGCAACGACAAGGCCCUCGGCGACCGCGGGCAGGAGAUUGCGGCGGGAAUGGCCGGCCCGGGUGACAUGGGGUACACCGGGCAAGCGAGCUAAUGGGCGAGACCGCAGCAGGGUCUCCCAUUGUGCGGCGUGCUUGUGGAGGAGCGGGAACGGGAGAGACCAGCACAGCGUUUUGGUCACGACUAGGAGAGAGCAGCAGCAGUGCUGCGUGUAUCAUAAUUAGCCAGGGGAAAAGAAGACAAACGGGCCAGAACGGUGGUAAAGAGCCUGCUUUGGAACGCCUUUCUGGCGCGUCCUGUCGAAACGGUUUUCUGAGUCAGGCCCCCGCACAUGCUCUACUUUCCCCGACGAAUGUAGUGGUGUUCGCUAGGAGGUGUGCAAAGUGCGUCUUCGCUCAAUGACUGCUGCAGGGUGAGGGCAUUUGUCGGGGUAGUCGAGAGGACCCCCCUUGUUUUGAGUUUGGUUUGAAGCGUGGUCAUGUGCAGUCGUUUGGAAACAUCAGCAACUCGGAGCGGGCUAGGGAGGUCCACACACUGCUGUGGGAUCCUCGCGACGUUCGUUUCCUGCGGGACGUGGAACGCAAGCCCCAACUGCAUAGUUGAGGAGUUUUUUCCACUUUAUGAUGUACCUAUACAUGCGGUCAAACACCCGCAACCAUUACCAUUUAGAGGGAGGGGUGAUACGCGCAUGCUCCGCUCUGGUGUGGAAAAUCCACCAACAGGUGGAAACGGUUCUUCUGCAAUUUUCCGGCAACAACCGCACGUCUUGCAGGCCUUGUUCAAAAGAUAAGAGGGGUGAUGCUUGCAGGUUCCGCUCUGGGGCGGAAAACCCGCCAAGACGCAGAACAAACGGUUAUGCAAUUCUCGUGCCUACACCAUCAUCUUUGCUUGAAAACCAUUGGCCCCCUCUUUGUGUAGAGGUACCAGGGUGGCGAGGAGGCGGGGGGGUGUACUCAUGGUCGUAAGUGCCGUAGUCGUAAGACCAUGACCUGGC